Colletotrichum truncatum is the source of this 2730-nucleotide messenger RNA. RefSeq names its product chitin synthase activator. Gene Ontology annotation, molecular function: protein binding. The record is from RefSeq and is a predicted model, not a curated record. NCBI's taxonomy places the organism in Eukaryota, Fungi, Ascomycota, Sordariomycetes, Glomerellales, Glomerellaceae.
AUGUCAAACUUCGGCGCAACAUUCGUUCCUGGAGGGUUCGACGACUACUAUAUGCCGGAGGUCGUUGCACCUUCGCCUCAGCGUGUAACGCCUCAGGUCCCCCAGAACAUGCAAAACGACCUCCAACGCAUGGAACUUGAAGCCCGCGAAGUCGAUCCGAACCGCAGAGACCCCAAUAUUGUCAACCGACACGGCCGCGAGCCGUCCCUGUCCUCCGUCCUCAAGCCCACCGACCCUGGUGCGCCUGCUCUACCACCGAAAGGGUACACCAACCAGUCCGGUGCAGCACCCUCGUCCGACAGCUACAAGCCCUUCCACGAGGACAGUGCAAGCGGCAACCCCCAUACCAUGCGGCCCAGCGCAGCACCUUCCUUUUCUCCUUUCCCCAAGGUGAAGGGCGACAACAUACCCCCCACCGAUGAGGAGAAGGAGGAGAUUCUGUGGAACGCCCGUGAGCAUGUCCUGCACUCCAACAACGUGUCUAUGCAGCUUUCCUGGGCUCGCGACACCUUAGCCUGGACCGAGAUAGUCUCAGAAGCGAGGUCUAGAGACCCUGAGAGCGGUCGCCAGACACCAAAAGUUGAGCACGAGCUGCGAACCGAUGCAAUCAACAUCGUGGAGUACCUGGUGGGCCAAGAACACCCCGAGGCGCUCUUUAUGAGAGCAAAGUGGCUCGAGUUUGGCAAGUUUGGCUGCCGUCCCGACAAGAGAGAUGCAUACGCAAAGUACACGCGCGCCGCAGAGCUCGGCUAUGCCCGUGCCGAAUACCGCCUGGGCAUGUUGUUCGAGAACUCAAACGACUACAGCAAGGCAGUAGAGCACUACUACCUUGGGCUGCGGCUCAAGGACUCGGCGGCUAUGUACCGUUUGGGUAUGAUGAGUUUGCUCGGCCAGCAUAACCAUCCGAAGGACUAUCAGCGCGGCUUGGACCUUAUUAGGGAAGCCGCAGACCUAUCGGACGAGGAUGCGCCACAAGGCUCCUAUGUCUACGGCAUGCUCCUCGCGAAGGACUUGCCCGAUAUCGAAGUCCCCGACGCAUUGCUCCCCGCCGAUCUGCCGCUCGCCAAGAUGUACAUCGAGAAGGCGGCAUACCUCGGGUUUGCCAAGGCCCAGCUGAAGAUGGGCCAGGCUUACGAGCUCUGCCAGUUGAGUUGCGACUUCAACCCCGCAUAUUCUCUUCACUACUAUGGCCUUGCGGCUCAGCAAGGUCAGCCAGAGGCUGCGCUUGGUGUUAGUCGUUGGUUCUUGUUCGGCUAUGAGGGUAUCUUCAACAAGAACGAGCAGCUCGCAUUUAAGUAUGCUCAGGACGCUGCCAACGCCAAGCUGCCCACAGGCGAGUUCGCCAUGGGAUACUACUACGAAAUCGGUGUUCAUGUGCCUAAAGAUCUCCGUCAGGCAAGAUUCUGGUACGAAGCCGCAGCGGACCACGGCAACAAGGACGCCGUUGGUAGACUCGAUGCUCUAGAUCAUUCCAAGAGUUUGACCAAGAGCGAUCACGAAACGACAACACUUACAAGAAUCAAAUCGCAGCAUGGGUCCCAACGCGGUAAACGACCCGACCGCUUCAAGCAGCCGCAGGCAAUGCCAACGGUCUCGGAGAGUGCUCCUGCUACCCCUACUGACGCCCACCCCGGAUAUCCGACGAACACUUCUGCUAAGACGUCACCCCACCCCUCUCCGAGAGUUCAGCCAACUAUUGCUCAAGACAACGUUGAUUUCCCUGAUCCCUCAAGGCCAAGCAGCAUGGGCAACAGACCGAAUGCAUUCAACGUCAACCUCGAUGCCAACUUGGCAAUUCGACCCAAGUCGGCGGCACCCUACCCCGAAGAUGACCGGCCAGCACCGCUCAAUCUUAGCCGGCCAAAGUCAACAGCCCCAUACCCCGAAGACGAUCGGCCAGGCCGCGGACCCGGAGCUGGACCACAGCUCUCUCCUCAUUACAACACUGGCGGCCGUCCUCCUGCCGGCCCGCACUCUGACCGCCCAGGCAGCGCUUUCGGUAUCCGUACUGGACCAGGUGGCCCGCCUCAGGGAAUCGCUGGCAACGUGCGUCCUUCGCAGCCGAUGGGGAACAUGAUUCCUCCUGCUGGAUCUGAUCCUCGGGGUCGUCCCAUGACUGGUGGAUGGGACCAAUCUGCAUACAGGCAACCAAGCCCGGGUCCCGGAGCUCGGCCCGCCACCACACAGCCAUACCCCGUUUCUCCCGGACUUCCUGCCAACCCGGCUGCGAACAAGCUUACCAAGCAGAACCCUCAAUACGCCAAGCCACACCCAUCGCCCCCAUUCCAGCAAGGAAGUUAUGGACCAAGCGAUUACGGUCAGCCCGCACAACCAUCACAACCUGGCCGAGACUACGGCCCAAGAACAUCGUCAAUCCCCCCUGCGGAGCAAUACGGCUAUGGCAGACAGCCCGGCGGACCACCAGGCCCUGCUCCGCGUGUUGACUCAUUGCCGCUCAGUCCCUCUGGCAACCCCCGUCCCCAGCCUGGACCGGGUGGAGCUCCCAGACCCUACGCCAACCGGCCAGACCUUGCUGAACAAGGCCAGCCCGGCCGCGUAGGCAGUGCGCCGCCCUCGUCACAACCGCGACCCCAGCAGAAGCCUAGCCCGGCACCUAGCGCCGCAACCAUGCCUCCUCCAAAGAAACAGACGACAGGCCAGGGACCUGCGACCUUUGAGGCGAUGGGCAUUCCCAAGGGCAAGGAUGAAUCGGACUGCAUUGUGAUGUAA